AUGGGAGUUCACAAGGCCACAAAAAGCAAUGAAGAUUACAUUGAUGAGCAAACCAAAAUCCCUUACAUAUCAGAUAAAGAAUUGAUAGACACUGGCAUAGUUAAGACGGUAUCCCCUGAUUCACCCAGAAAUAUUCGACAACAUGCUAAGAACUUGAGAAGUUUUCCCCAAGGAACAAGGAAUUGUUACACCCUGAGACCAGAGCAAGGUAAAAACAAUAAUUAUUUGAUCAGGGCAAGAUUCUUUUAUGGGAAUUACGAUGGUAAAAACCAGACACCAGUAUUCGACCUACAUCUUGGGGUUAAUGAAUGGAAAACAGUGAAUUUAACAAAUGCUGGUCCAUAUGGUGUUCAUUAUGACAUUAUCCAUGUUCCCUUGAUGGAUUACAUAGACGUAUGUCUAAUAAACACGGGCCGUGGGGUACCCUUCAUUUCAGCAUUGGAACUACGGCUUUUGGACAAUUCCAUUUAUCCAACUCAGGGAAGGGCACUGACAAAAAUAAUGGGAUAUGACGUUGGCAGGAACCCUUCUGACUCGGACGUCAGGUGA
Messenger RNA from Quercus lobata, 549 nucleotides. RefSeq names its product putative leucine-rich repeat receptor-like protein kinase At2g19210. The coding region runs from base 1 to 549 and encodes 182 amino acids. NCBI's taxonomy places the organism in Eukaryota, Viridiplantae, Streptophyta, Magnoliopsida, Fagales, Fagaceae. The record is from RefSeq and is a predicted model, not a curated record. The transcript is spliced from 2 exons.